Aureobasidium musti is the source of this 1170-nucleotide messenger RNA. Lineage: Eukaryota; Fungi; Ascomycota; Dothideomycetes; Dothideales; Saccotheciaceae. The record is from the annotation of a GenBank genome assembly.
AUGCCGCCACGUAUAACCCGCCUGAAAUGGCCACGACUAUUCCCGCCACAUGAGCCGUUGCCUUUUCUCUACCCACGAUGGUACUCAGUCGAAGUUGCUGCCGCCGAGGCUGCCCGGUCAAGCACAUUGAAAGAUUCAAUCCCGCCUGAUGGACGAGAUGUAUCAGCGCAGAAAGAGCUAGGGAACACACUGCCCAAGCCGUCAAGCCCCGCAUCGGUCCCACCGCAAGAUGUAGACGACAAUACCAGGCGCGUUCCGCGAUCGCUUGUGCGGAAAGUCCAAGUCCGAAAGCUGCAAGAGACGAAACGCGCCGAGCUGCGUGAAAAGUCCUUCUAUGCCAAAGACUGGCGAACACCCUUGAUGCUGCUACGUAAGCAUACACCACAAGGAGAACAUCACCAUGUCAAACAGCUGGCCCGACUGGACAUGCCCCAAGGCAUGCGAGGCUUCUAUCCUGGCAACCUCUUUGACCUCUUUCUGGACAUUUAUCUGCACACUGGGUGCCAUGUACAGAUCUCGCGUGGAGACAACCACAAGCAUGGCAAGUUCCAUGCUUUGGAAUUGUCGGGUACUGCAGCGACUAUCAGGUUGGCAAGGCACAUAUUGAACGAGGCUGUACAGGUCGAGAGCGAUGAGGAUCUGAAUGAUAGAGGCACCAUGGGGAAAUACGCCACUACCACUACACCUGUCGUCCAGGACAAGGUCAUGCCUCGUUCUGUCUGGAGUAUGCCGUAUGCAACAGCGAAAGAUCUCAGCCAUGUUCGCGAGCGGAAUAAAUGGUCAUUCCAAGUCUUUGCUGCCUACAUCGCUGAACUGGUCAUUGCAACUCCAAAUCCAUUACAACAAAAAGGACCAGCAAAUUCCCCGCCGAACAAGCCACAUGUCGACUUCGUAACGGACAAACUGAUGGCACUCUACACAAAUCCGGAUUCUGCUCGCUGGGCUUCCAUGCACGCCACAGUGCAGACUUUACAAUACCUCAUCGAACACCGCAAGAUCCCGGAAGUCCGUCGCAUUCUUGAGUUGAUCGAGUCUCAAUCAAAAACCACUCCCCUACCUCCGCUUUGUCUUGGCCAACCCAUCAGUCUUCAAUGUACUCUUGCAAUCAGCAUCUCAAGCCUUGGAUUUGCAUACCUACAACUUCCUCCUUCGCAUGAUGACGGAUCGUAG